Molecule: messenger RNA, 3509 nt
Organism: Liolophura sinensis
Lineage: Eukaryota; Metazoa; Mollusca; Polyplacophora; Chitonida; Chitonidae
Exons: 3
Coding region: 34-696 (220 amino acids)
Biological process (GO): regulation of transcription by RNA polymerase II
Cellular component (GO): nucleus
Molecular function (GO): RNA polymerase II cis-regulatory region sequence-specific DNA binding; DNA-binding transcription factor activity, RNA polymerase II-specific
Source: RefSeq, a predicted model, not a curated record
UUGUUUUUGUCUUCACCAGGGGACAAUCCGAACAUGACCAGGGGUUUGAAGGCGAAGCGGCAGGCCGACAUCCCGCCGCUCAAUUCUCUUGAUUGGGAACAGGUAUCUGUGGUCAAAGGCAGACUCCGUCAGGCGAUUCAAGAGAAGCGAGCCAUGAAUGGUAAAGACGCUCUGUGCCUGGACUUCAUUUUGGACAGCCCUGUAGAGGACAAAUCUCUGGCUCCAGAAGAGCUUCUACAUAUUCAACGACGAGCUCAUGUACGGAAAGAACGAAAUAGAUUAGCGGCGCAACGAAUGCGAGAACGGCGGAAAAGCUAUUGCGAUAAACUUGUUCAGGAAUUGGAAACUUUGGAAGAUAGCAAUAAUAAACUGGUAUGGGAAAUUCGAAGUUUAGAAUCAGAAAAAAGUGAACUGGAAUCUAUUUUAAAGACUCACUUGCAAUCAUGUGAGAAAGUGCAACCAAAAACUGUUCCUAUGAAUUCUCUGGACUGUAUUCAGCCGCUGGAUCUGCGAACUCGACCUUGCAAGCAGGAACUGGAAGAAGUUGAACCUGCCCUGCCACCUGUGCAACCGGAAGUCAGUAAAGUGACAGAGCAAGACUUCCCGUUAGACUUGAGGGUUAUGAAAAAUCAAUCAGAUUAUACGGACUGUAGUGAGGUGAGUACAUCGAAACGACUGCGAACAUCCUCUUUAUGAUCCACCCGAGUUAUGGCCCUUGAAUCCCGGGGUUUCACACUACCAGAGCACCACUAUAAAACGCCCGUUGAAGGCGCGCGUGUAAACUCCUCAGCAAAGGUUGUGAUGAAGGGAAAAAAACGAAUUCAGUUGCGAAAAGGAGUGUUUGUUGAAAGUUUGACUGCAACCGUGGACCUGUGAUUCAAUGAAAAAUGAAUGGUGUAAACCGUAUCUUUGAUGGUGGUCAGCAAAGACUUAAAAAGAGCGGCAACGUUGUGGAAGUCAUUGUAGCGGUACUUUUUUCGCAACUGUUCCAGACUGCUCUGUGUCAGUGACGUACUGAGGACAAACAGGGAAAACGUAGAGAAAUUUCAACAACCGUUAGCAUCGACACUCAAGAACUUCCGGACUUCAGCUUUUUAUAGUAGAGCGAGUCACCAGGAACGUGGUCCGUAUGUACUAUAAAUGGUUUUGAAUGCCUCAAAGUUGCGGUGGCGCCAUCAUAUCGUAUUGUUAUCGGUAUAUGUUGUUUGCAAUAAGAGUCGACCGGCCAGAUCUGGUCGUGGCCAUACGCCUCACCAUUUGGCUAUUUUCAACUAGAAGAUAUGGUGCCUGUGAAGUAACAGAAUGGCGACUUCUUCACGCAGUCAAUACAUUUCGUCGCCGAUUUAAGCCAGUUGUAUUCGGUGGUCAGCUGUUCGAAACCGGAUAGAUCCAUACACAGUUUGGACUGUUUUGUCUUUAGAAUUCCCCUGUAGAGUAUAUUAGGGUUUGUUUUUCACGUGAAUGCUGUGUCGUUUGUAGAGUUGACCGAUUCCACAUAUUCCUACUGCCGUUAUUCAUUGUAAGAGUUUAUCAUACCUGUUAAUUAGAUUGACUAUUGUCACGUGAUGCUCACUGGCCAGGUGCUAAGAGGUGUGGGCAGCCACUCGGAGAAUUUGUGAACACAAAGUGCUGUCUUUAAAAAUAACUGUUUUCCCGGUGAUUCUUUUAUUAAUGUUGUCACAGACUUCUUGUUUGUGUCAUGGUUGUGAUAUAGUUCGUUACUAUGGAAAUGUAUAGCUUAUCCUUCUUGGUGCCCUGUAUUUGUGCUUGUACUAGCGUAUAUGGAAUGAAUUUCCAAAGUUACUCCAGUAUGAGAGUAUAUCGAGCAUACAAGCGCACUAUGACUUUGUAGCAAACUGAGCGCCCUUGUCACUGUCCUCGAAAAUAAUGUUACGUUGAAUCUGCCAUAAUACUGUGUUGCUUUAAUACCGCUUGUUUGAGAAACAGUUUCCUUACGUUUGUGGAAACUGAUCACGAUAAAAAUCUUUUAGCCGUUUUUUUUUUCUUGCAAAAUUGUUAUCCAUGAAAUGGCGUUUUUAGUUAACUAAACAUGGCGAUACUGAGAUUCUAGUGUGAGUUCAUGCCUCACUGCUUUGAAGUUUAAAUUGUGAUUUACACUGCCACAAAAGCAAGGCAUGAAAGGAAUGUCUAAAUACAUAUCCUUUAUAACGUGUGCGUUCUUUAGCACUGAUUCACUGACUGGGUGUUAAAUUUCCUUUAAUGACGGCACGUAAAACAUCCCAAGACACAAACAGCCUCACUGGCUUACUAUUACAUUUGGGAAAUAUGAGUCUCCAAUACCACAUCAAGUCUUAAUCACUCAGACUGCAGUUGUUUGAUGGAAGAAAAGUGUGAUCCUACCAAUUCCGCAAUGGAUAAUCAUUUGUGAGCGUAUUUGAAGUCCUGGCAUGGUUUGGACAUAUGAUGACACUCCCAGCAUUUACAGUUUUCACAGUUAUUCUGCUUGUCUUCCGGAAUGUAGAUUCGACAAGAUUUUACUAAAAAUCCAUUCCACCAAUGUGUCCCCAAGAAACGCUGCUAUAAGACAAUAGCUACAGCAUUGAUUGAUUCGUCGUCUUCAGCGUUGAACAAAGGUGAUGUGGAACUGUGGAUUGCGUUACAUAAAUCGAAACGUUCGGCAGUUCUAUAUAUGGAUGUUAUGAUGAGUAUAUACGUAUAGACUAUGGAAUGGGUAAAACAGCGUGUUAUGGUUAUCAGUUGAAGAUUAUUUGUAAAUUGAGCAUGUAUGUGUGAAUUGCCAUAUUUAUCCAGAAAGAUUUUGUUAUGGUACGACCAUUUGUUUUAUCUGUACAUGUUUUGUUAUAUAUUUGCGGGUAUCUGAUGCGGUAAACAGCAUUAUCAUUUCUAUGGCUGUCUGAUUACACAGCCUUGCGUGGAAUUCAUGUAAGAGGACUUUAGGGUGAGAUUUGCAGGUUAUUAGAUAGACUCGUCUUCACGUGUCAGAAGAAAGUUCAUGUUGAUAAACGAGAUUUGGCAUUACACGGGCUGUACCCUGCCCAGCCCGUGAAUCCAUCACAAACUUUCCUUCCGCAUUUGUUUAGUUGGGCGCCCAUUUCCGUUUGUAUCAUGCCCUCCCCAUUCAUCCUAAUGAAUGCCCUACGUCUGCUAGCCAUUGCGUGUGCUCCUUCUGAUGCUAUAUGUUUGUGUGUACAUUAUAAGCCAAAGCUUUCCCAAAUUGAUUGUUUGUUGUACUAAGCAUAAGAGAAAUCCCUGUUGCCAUUUCCAUGUGAAAAUUGUUAUCAAAAAUUGUUCACCUACCUGAAUCACGUAUUCCGUCAAAGAGUGAGUUACAAAGAGGUAAUUGUCACGCUGAGGUGACAUUUAUACAAUUGUUCUGAAGUAAUAAUUAUGUUACAAUGUAUACAUGUAUAUGAGUUUGCCUGGCAAUAUUGAGAAAUAUCUACAGAUUUAAAUACAGUUAGUGGCACAUGUGAAAUAAGUGUGUUAUAAACGAGAUGUUCAUUUAAUACUGUCAUUUUGUCUUUGGA